AUGACACAUUCAAAAGUUGAAUGCAAAGGGUUUGUAAACCAUAUUUGCAAAUUCAGCAGUUUGGUAUCAUGCUAUCACGGCUCCAAACAAACAUCUGGUGGCUUCGGGGUGCUUGCAAAGGUACAUGCCGCAGCAACAGGUAAUGAUAAUGCAGAGACAUGUACCCAAGUAACCCGAGGAGAUUCUUGGUCCAUAAAUCCUAUGGGCUUAUAUAAACGUUUGGUUUUGCCGUGUAAUAUUAUAACAUCCUCUUAUUGUAGUCAGUUAUCUGAAGCUACCUUGUCAAAAAUUGGUGGUGGUGUAUGGUGA
Messenger RNA from Eruca vesicaria subsp. sativa (arugula), 309 nucleotides. The record is from the annotation of a GenBank genome assembly. NCBI's taxonomy places the organism in Eukaryota, Viridiplantae, Streptophyta, Magnoliopsida, Brassicales, Brassicaceae.